This is a messenger RNA of Trichobilharzia szidati, 707 nucleotides long. NCBI's taxonomy places the organism in Eukaryota, Metazoa, Platyhelminthes, Trematoda, Strigeidida, Schistosomatidae. The record is from the annotation of a GenBank genome assembly.
AUGGCUCGUUAUGUUUUUUUAGAAUUGUUUCCAUGGAAAUUGUCGAAUAUCAUGAGUUAUGCAUGUUCGGCGCUUGUACGACACCAAUACGACUCAGCGGCUGUGGAGAAGGCAAAUCCUUCUCCUCAACUACCACUUUGUAAUCGACGUAAACGCCGACGUAUAGAGGAGAAUCCAAUGCAUUCGAGUAACAAAAAAUCUUUAGUUCCAUCAGUUAACACUUCUCAUUUAACAUGGAAACCGAAAACUUAUCAUCGUCGGUGGGAUGAGAUAUGGAAUUACUGUACUAAUAACAAAUGUCCAUAUGUUCCUGCAUCUGCUAUGCAGUUACUACGACAUCUGGAACAAGGUCAUCAGGAAUUUGUUAAUAUUAAUCCGCUUGUUGUGCUUAUAGAAACACGUCCAAAAAGCGCUGAAAAUAAUGGCAGCAUGAUAAAUCUUGCAAUAGAUUAUGGUGAUUACCUGAUGAGUCGUUUUUAUGUCCCCCUUGCAGUAAAUAUGUCCAACUCGUCUUUAAGUAUGCCAGAAUACUCUUGUUCUGUAUGUGGUCGGAUUAGCAAGAGUCAGAGGGCAUUAAGUAAUCACCUUGAACGGUGAGUGUAUACAUACAUCUAAUAUACUCAUUUUUUCGAUUGAUAUGUCAGUUUGUAAAAUAUAUCAUCCUUCAACAUUUUGUUCUAGACAAAAGCGGUUCUUGUCAUUCUUUU